AUGGACGACUUUGGUGGUAACGAUGCCAAGUCCAAGGAGGUCGUCCGCCUGUGGCGCGCGUGGAGGACGGUUCACGAGAUGAUUGCGGAUCGCGAGUAUGAACUGUCCGAAGAUGAAGUCAAAAUCUCCCUCGAUCGCUUCCGCGAGGAAUACUGCUCCCCAGAUGGCUCUGUCAACCGCGCCAAACUCAACUUCUCCGCCCGUCCCAGCGAAUCCAUGAUGCGCAAGUCCGUACCCGCGCCCACAGCCGCCAACCCGAACCCGGGCCCCGACUGCGGCCCCGUCUGGGUCGAGUUCCUCUCCGACAAGACCUUUGGUAUCCAGCAGAUCCGCGCGUUUGCAAAGUACAUUAUCACAAACAACUACAAGGCUGGCAUCAUGGUCUGCCACGUCGCGCUCUCGUCGGCGGCGCGCAAGUCGCUUGUCUCCGUGGAGAACAUGGUGAAGAUCGAGUGCUUCCUCGAGGACGACCUGCUCGUCAACAUUACGCACCACGAGCUCGUGCCCAAGCACGUCGUCCUGAGUCGGGAGGAGAAGGCGGCGCUGUUGAAGCGGUACAGGCUCAAGGAGACGCAGCUACCCCGAAUCCUCAGCAAGGAUCCCGUGGCGCGGUAUCUGGGGCUGCAGAGGAGUCAGGUUGUCAAAAUUAUCAGGACGAGUGAGACGGCAGGCCGAUAUGCAAGUUACCGUCUCUGUGUCUGA
Emericellopsis cladophorae is the source of this 702-nucleotide messenger RNA. Its product is annotated as DNA-directed RNA polymerases I. The coding region runs from base 1 to 702 and encodes 233 amino acids. The transcript is spliced from 3 exons. NCBI's taxonomy places the organism in Eukaryota, Fungi, Ascomycota, Sordariomycetes, Hypocreales, Bionectriaceae. Gene Ontology annotation, biological process: DNA-templated transcription. Gene Ontology annotation, molecular function: DNA-directed RNA polymerase activity; DNA binding. The record is from RefSeq and is a predicted model, not a curated record. Gene Ontology annotation, cellular component: RNA polymerase III complex; RNA polymerase II, core complex; RNA polymerase I complex.